Molecule: messenger RNA, 1520 nt
Organism: Eruca vesicaria subsp. sativa (arugula)
Lineage: Eukaryota; Viridiplantae; Streptophyta; Magnoliopsida; Brassicales; Brassicaceae
Source: the annotation of a GenBank genome assembly
AUGGCGAUUAGAGUCACCUUCACAUACUCAACCUACAUCGCCAGAAACAUCGCAUCAUCCGCCGCGGCUCGCGUCGGCACCGGAGACGUCCGAUCAUGCUUCGAAUCCCUAACCCGUCCCAGAACCUUCACCCAUUCUCAGAUACCCGAUCUCGAUAAACGCUCCCUCCCCUCCCCUCGCCCACCUUCUUCUUCCUCCAUCGCCAAGGAUCUCCUCGAAGAAGGAAGCAAGAGUCCACUUUUUCUAGGGAUGAUCUCAAUCAUGAAGCUAACAGCUCCUCCUGAUUUGCUAGGGAUGAGCAACGUCCUGGGGAUCUCCCCGUUCAAGACCUCUUCUUCUGUGAUUCCUUUCCUUAGAGGUUCAAAGUGGAUGCCUUGCAGUAGUAUUCCGGCGAUGGGUGUUGGUGAGAUUGAUGAGGGAGGGAAAGGGUGUGAUGUUGAAGUGAAGAUUAGUGAUAAAGGCUCGAGCUUUGGAAAUGGGUGGGUUAAUAAGGUUUUGAGUAUAUGUUCGGAGGAUGCUAAGGCGGCUUUCACGGCGGUUACUGUUUCUCUUCUUUUUAGGUCGGCGUUGGCUGAGCCCAAGUCUAUACCUUCGAUGUCUAUGUAUCCUACUCUUGAUGUGGGUGAUCGUGUUAUGGCCGAGAAGGUCUCGUACUUGUUCAGAAGGCCUGAGGUUUCAGAUAUAGUCAUCUUCAAGGCUCCUCCGAUUUUGGUGGAACAUGGUUACAGUUGUAGUGAUGUUUUCAUAAAGAGGAUAGUUGCAAGUGAAGGUGACUGGGUUGAAGUUUGUGAUGGAAAGCUCUUUGUGAACGACAUUGUUCAAGUAGAGGAUUUUGUCUUAGAGCCAAUGGACUAUGAAAUGGAACCAAUGUUGGUCCCUGAAGGUUAUGUCUUUGUCCUGGGAGACAACCGGAACAAAAGCUUUGACUCUCAUAACUGGGGUCCGCUUCCAAUAAAGAACAUCAUUGGAAGAUCGAUGUUUCGGUAUUGGCCACCGAGCAAAGUUUCAGACACAAUACACCACCAUGAGCAAGUUAUGCAAAAGGGAGCUCUUGAUGUUUCAUAACCGGUACAAAUGUGUGGAUGGUGUUCUUAGGAUUAGGUUGGAAGUUGGUGGUGCCAUCCAUUUUGGCACUGAAGCCAACUGAGCAAUUUUUUUCGUUCUGUGAAUUCUCCUAUGGAAGACAUGGAAUGCAAUGAGAUAUCCCAAAGCAAAAGAAAAGAUUGAAACAUUUGUUUGUUGCUAUGAUUUUUUCUAUUGUGUUGAAUGCAACCUAAUCAUUGUAAUGACACUCGUCAAGAAAGCGUAAAGUGAGUAUUAAGGUAGAAAAGCUUAGUUUCAUGUCAGUGUCUCUAGCACAUUACAUAAAGAGUGACAGAUCAACUAAAAGAGUAGUUGCAACCUGGGUCGCUGAGUAAACUGGAAACAAUGUGACCAAUAACAAAAGAAGAGCUCAGGUGUUAGGCUAUAUAUAAUCUGAAUAUCAGAUGGAUGCGAAGGAACCAACCUUCGCUGCCAAG